AAUGACAUAUAAACAUACACACUCACUUAAUUUUCCACAUUGAAGCCUUGUUUGAUUUCUUCCAAUAUACAUAUAAUGCUGAGGAAGUGUAGUAGUAACUUUGCUUUGCUUAUUAUAGCAGUAGUGCUUCUGUUUUCCACCACAGCCUCUUAUGUCAUACUUCCACCCAACAGAACUGCCAUGGCAGCGGCUUUGUCUUCCUUCAAUAAUUCAGAGAGACAGGCUUUAAUACAGAGUGGUUGGUGGAGUUAUUACCACAAUCUCUCAAACUCAAAUCAUUGCUAUUGGAUUGGCAUCUACUGUAAAACAGCUGGAAGUGUUUCAGCGAUUGAUGGAUCGGUAUUGGAUAUUAAUUCUAAAUUUUUGCUUCUACAGAACUUGAAUCUCACCGCCUUUCCGAAUUUGGUCUCUUUGAAUCUUCAUGGAAUGGGGCUUUCUGGAAGCAUCCCAAAAGAAAUUGGUACUCUCACAAAGCUUGCUGGUCUUGAUCUAUCUAAUAAUAAUCUUCAUGGUGAGUUGCCUUCAACACUUUCAAACCUCACUCAACUUGUAGAGAUAAAUGUUUCUUUUAAUUCUCUUAGUGGCAUCAUUCCUUCUUCUUUGGGUCUAUUGGAUGAAUUGGAAUACCUCACUCUCACUUCAAACCAAAUUGAAGGUUCCAUACCACUAGAACUUGGGAAGGUGAAUUUGAAAUAUCUCAACCUUGGAUCAAAUCAAAUUGGAGGUUCUAUACCAGCACAAAUAGGGAAUCUAACAAGCUUAUUCGCACUAUAUCUUUCCAAUAACUCCUUUUCUGGUUCAAUCCCCUUUCAAAUAGGAGCUUUAACUCAGUUGCAAGAGUUGUACUUAGAAUUCAAUCAGAUUAAUGGUUCUAUUCCCUCACAAUUUAAAAAUUUGUCUAAUCUACAAGUUUUAGAUCUUUCUUAUAACAAGUUGUCUGGUGUUAUUCCUCCACAACUUUUUCUACUUGCCACCUUGAAUUCUUUACUUCUCUCAUCAAAUCAAUUGUUUGGUUCAAUUCCAUCACAUAUUGCAAACACAAAUAUUUCAUAUCUUAAUCUCUCUCACAACAAGCUAACAGGGCCUAUUCCAUUUCCUAUCCAUACUUGUUCUUCCCAAUUGACACUAGAUUUAAGUUACAACUUGUUGAAUGGAAGCAUAGUUUCUCAAACUGGUUGUGUUGUUAAUCUGAACCUUAGUCAUAAUUCUCUCAGUGGUGACAUCCCAUCUACCUUUAGUGUGAAUUCAAUGAUGGAGAGUUUGGAUCUCAGUUAUAAUAAUUUCACAGGUAAACUGCACAAGGAACUUGCUAAUCUCAAAUACAUAAACCUUUCAUACAAUUCUCUUGACUUUUCUCAGGACAUUGAUUAUUGUUACUUUCAACAAGAGUCAUUAAUCGGUUGCAACACACCAAACUUCGCAUCCUGCCAUUCUACCCCAAAAACCAUGCUUCCACAUACCAGUAAAACUAAGCACCUCCUUCUAAUAGCUCUUCCUGUUACAUUCAUCAUUCUUUUCACAAUUCUGGCAACACUGUUGUGGGCAAGACGUACGAAAAGUAGAAAAAUUGAGGUGGAAAGAACAUCAAAGAAUGGAGACUUGUUUUCUAUAUGGAACUAUGAUGGGAAAAUUGCAUUUGAAGAUAUCAUUGAAGCAACACAGGACUUUGAUAUCAGAUAUUGCAUAGGAACUGGUGCAUAUGGUAGUGUAUAUAGAGCACAACUUCCAAGUGGCAAAGUUGUUGCAGUGAAGAAACUUCACCAAAGGGAGUCACAGAAUCCUUCUUUUGACAAGAGCUUUCGCAACGAGGUAAAGAUGUUAACAGAAAUCCGCCAUAGAAACAUUGUCAAGCUCCAUGGAUUUUGUCUUCAUAGUCAGUGUAUGUUUCUAAUUUAUGAAUACAUGGAAAAAGGAAGCUUAUUUUAUGCCUUGAGAAUUGAUGAUGAAGCUGAGGAGCUAACUUGGAGGCAUAGGGUGAAUAUACUUAGUGGAGCUGCUAAUGCAUUGUCUUACAUGCAUCAUGAUUGUUCCCCACCAAUAGUUCACAGAGAUGUAACAAGCAACAACAUUUUGUUGAACUCAGAGUUGCAUGCUGUUGUCUCUGACUUUGGCACCGCUAGAGUUCUUGAUCCAGAUUCUUCAAACCAAACCUUGAAAGUUGGAACAUAUGGAUAUCUUGCUCCAGAACUGGCAUACACAUUGAGUGUGACAGAAAAAUGUGAUGUAUAUAGUUUUGGAGUGGUGGCGUUGGAAACAAUAAUGGGAAGACAUCCAGGAGAUCAUAUCUUGUCUUUGUUCAACUCUUCUAACAAAAACAUAAUGGUAAAAGAUCUCUUGGAUUCACGCAUCAGUUUACCAUUAUGUCAAAAGGAUGCUCAAGCUAUAGUUCAAGUGGUAACAUUGGCAUUGGCAUGCUUGCGCUCUAAUCCAAAAUCAAGACCAUCAAUGCAGCAAGUGGCUCAUCAACUUUCUAAUUUCAAACAAUCAUCACUGUCUUUGCCUUUGUCUGAAAUCACAGUCCAUCAGCUGAUAGCUUAGAGAUGUACUUUGUUUCAGUUCAGUAUGGACUACUAUGCUCAAUCAGGAAAAGCUUGAUCCUCACAUUGCUGCAUCUAGUGUUCAUCUGGAUAGCAUCCUUAGUUAUUUUGGCUUAUUUUAAUUAGCUUUGGUCUUGUAAUCUUGAAUUUCAACUAAAUAAUGU
Molecule: messenger RNA, 2701 nt
Organism: Arachis stenosperma
Lineage: Eukaryota; Viridiplantae; Streptophyta; Magnoliopsida; Fabales; Fabaceae
Product: MDIS1-interacting receptor like kinase 2-like
Exons: 2
Coding region: 76-2538 (820 amino acids)
Biological process (GO): protein phosphorylation; hormone-mediated signaling pathway
Cellular component (GO): plasma membrane
Molecular function (GO): protein kinase activity; protein binding; ATP binding
Source: RefSeq, a predicted model, not a curated record